Messenger RNA from Prunus armeniaca (apricot), 225 nucleotides. The record is from the annotation of a GenBank genome assembly. NCBI's taxonomy places the organism in Eukaryota, Viridiplantae, Streptophyta, Magnoliopsida, Rosales, Rosaceae.
AUGCAGUCAAAUGGAUUGAAAUCAAUAAUAUUCUGCAAAUUUCUAGGCAGCCACAUGGAUGAGCCGCUGGAUGUUAAGGCCAUCCGAAGGAAAACCACUGGAACUGGAAGGAUGAGGUAUCUGCGCAAUGUUCCUCGCAGAUUCAAGAGUGGCUUCAGAGAAGAGGAAGCUAAAGAAGAAGGAAGUGAAUCGGAUCACCCUGUUGCUGUUGGUGAGGAAGCAUGA